Molecule: messenger RNA, 449 nt
Organism: Saitoella complicata NRRL Y-17804
Lineage: Eukaryota; Fungi; Ascomycota; Saitoellomycetes; Saitoellales; Saitoellaceae
Product: COesterase-domain-containing protein
Exons: 1
Coding region: 10-384 (124 amino acids)
Source: RefSeq, a predicted model, not a curated record
GGCACAGCGAUGGGCGUAUCCAGAGCCCAUAUCGGAUCUUCGUCUAUUAACGCUACCAACUAUGGAGCAACCUGUGUUCAGACCGGUUCAGGCGAUAUGAGCGAAGACUGCCUCUUUCUCAACAUCUUCACACCAUACAUCCCCGCCUCCAACUAUCCCAGCGAGAAGUUGAAACCAGUCAUGUUCUGGAUUCACGGUGGUGCCUUCACCGGCGGCUCUGGCUCUGACCCAACCUUCGACGGUGGAAACAUGGCGUCCCGAGGCGACGUCGUUCUCGUGACCAUCAAUUACCGUCUCUCAACCUUAGGGUUCCUUUCACUUCCAGGACCAACAUCACAGGAAACUACGGUAUCGCUGAUCAAAUUGCCGCACUCGAUUGGGUAAGGGAACACAUCAAGGCUUUCGGAGGUGAUCCAGAGAGGAUCACGAUUUUUGGACAAUCGGCUGGU